AUGCUAUCAAAGCGCCUCCUUCACCCUCCUCACUCCACCUUCUCCAUUCCCACCACUCUUCAACCCUUUCACUUUUCUUCAUCAUCUUCCUCAACCCCCCAACCUAACAACCCCAAUCACCCUUAUUCCCUUUCAGACUCCCUCUCUCACUUCCACCUUUCUCUCAAACAAUACCCCAAUUCACCACCCUCUUAUUCAUCCUGCAACACUCUCAUAACCGACCUCCGUAAAACAAAACAAUACAACCUUCUAAUCUCCGUUCACUCUAAAAUGGUCAGUGUUUCCGUUUUCCCAUGUUUCACUUCUUUAUCCGCUUUAAUUGAAAGUUUUGUCAAUACCCAGAAACCAGAUUUCGCUCUUGGUGUUUUAGCCUUGAUCAUAAAGCGUGGCUUUCAUGUUAAUGUCUAUAACAUGAACCUUUUGUUAAAGGGCUUUUGUCAAACAGGUGGUAGUCAUGGUAGUCAUUGUGAUAAGGCUCUGGAUUUGUUUUGUAUGAUGAAAAGGAACUGUGUUUUGCCGGAUAGCGUUAGUUAUAAUACUGUUAUUAAUGGGCUUUGUAAAGAUAAGAGAUUGGUUGAAGCUAGGGAGUUGUUUGAGGAGAUGAAGAUUGUGGAUUAUAAUUGUAAACCGAAUUUGGUUACGUUUAGUUGUUUGAUUAACGGGUUUUGUAAGAAUGGGGAUGUUGAGGAGAGUUUUGGUUUGUUGGAGGAGAUGGAGAAGAUGGGUUUGGCGGCUGAUGUUUUUGUGUAUAGUGAUUUCAUUAAUGCCUUUUGUGAGAAAGGUGAUGUUGAGAGGGGGAAGGAAGUUUUUAAUGAGAUGUUGAGGAAGAAUGUUGCUCCGAAUGUUGUUACUUAUAGUUGUUUGAUGCAUGCUCUUUGUAAGAAAAAGAGGUGGGAGGAAGCUUCCAGAAUGUUGCAUGAUAUGACGGAUUCUAAGAUUCGUCCUGAUGUUGUUGCGUAUACGGUUUUGGCUGAUGGGCUUUGUAGAAACGGGAGGGCGUCUGAUGCGGUUAAAGUGUUGGAUUUGAUGGUUCAAAAGGGAGAAGAGCCGAGUAAUGUAACGUAUAAUGCUGUCAUUAAUGGACUUUGUAAGAAAGGACGGGUUGAUGAUGCACUUGGGAUUUUGGAAACUAUGGCGAAGAAGGGGAAGAAACCUGAUGUGGUUACCUACAACACGUUAUUGAAAGGAUUGUGUGGUGUUGGAAAAAUUGAUGAGGCAAUGGACCUUUUGAACGUAUUAUUAAGCAAGGAGUUUCAUAUAAAGCCUGAUGUCUUCGCGUUUAAUUUGGUAAUUCAAGGACUUUGCAAAGAACAGCGUCUUCAUGAUGCCAAAAGGGUUUAUUCUACAAUGGUUGAAAGAGGGUUACAAGGUAACAUAGUUACUUAUAAUAGUUUGAUUGACGGUUAUCUAAGUGCUGGAAAGCUUACCAAGGCAUUAGAAUUAUGGAAACAUGCAGUAGACUUGGGAAUUUCCCCCAACUCAAUGACCUAUACUGUCUUCAUUAAUGGUCUUUGCAAAAUGCAAAUGCUAAGCAUUGCAAAAGGACUUUUCAAUAAAAAAAGAGCUUCUGGAACUACACCGACAGUAAGUGAAUACAAUACACUAAUGGCAUCUUUAUGCAAAGAAAGUAGUUUGGAGCAGGCUAGGAGUUUAUUUCAAGAAAUGAAAAAUGUGAAUCACGAUGUUGAUGUUGAUGUUGUUUCGUUUAAUAUAAUAAUUGAUGGAACCCUUAAAGCGGGAGAUGUUAAAUCUGCCAAGGAAUUGCUAUUAGAGAUGCUUGACAUGGAUUUGGUCCCAGACAAUAUUACAUUUUCUACGUUAAUUAACAGGUUCUUAAAACUCGGGAAGUUGGAGGAGGCCACAUUGCUUUACGACAAAAUGGUCUCCUGUGGUCAUGUACCAGAUGCUGUGCUAUUUGAUUCUUUGCUAAAGGGCUACAGUAUAAAGGGAAAGACUGAAAAGGUUAUUUCCAUGCUUCAAGAAAUGGCAGAUAAAGAUGUUAUUCUGGACUCCAAAUUAACUUCUACCAUCUUAGGUUGUCUUUGUAACAUGCCAAAAGAUAUUGAUAUAAAGAAGAUACUUCCAAAAUUUUCACAACCUUCAUCCUUAGGAGAUAGCGUUAAAUGUAAUGAACUUUUGAUGAAGCUGAAUAAGGUUCAUCCAGAGCUUCAAUUAUUUCUUGCGUGA
Vicia faba (fava bean) is the source of this 2187-nucleotide messenger RNA. NCBI's taxonomy places the organism in Eukaryota, Viridiplantae, Streptophyta, Magnoliopsida, Fabales, Fabaceae. The record is from the annotation of a GenBank genome assembly.